AUGCCCUCCACAAGUCUGCUCCUCCUCAGCGCAGCUGCACUACUGCACAGGGCAGCAGCAAUAAGAGUUCGUGCGCCCUCGGGAAUAGCCGUGCCUGCAAGCGGCACUUGCGCCAAUACAUUCGGUCCGAUCUCUGUUGCGGAAGAAGACAUUGACUACCCCUACUACAAAGAGAGCACCACCUACACCUGGAGCGCUUUACCUCCGCCUGACGCAAUACAGCUGGAUGGAAAUGGCAACCCGCUGCCGGUCAAGCUGCACCUUUUCACACAGUUCGAAAACACGAGGCGACUGUGGCCUGAUCUCUACUUCACGCCCGCCGGUACGGAGUCGCCGGUAGCCACGGUUCCGGCACGGUUGAGCAUCGGUUCCGCGGAGCUCCUCGAAGCUGACAGCUCGACUGGCACGAGCGGGAUUUUCGGUGACACGGACCACGCCGAUUCCGAAUGGGCCGAGCAAGGAUGGCAACAAAGAGAAACGUGGCCGAAGGAAAAAGUAGACUUCAAGCUCCAGUACAAACCGCGGAAGUCGCUAAGUUUCGUACCGAAAUCGGCGAUAAUAGAGGGUAGGCUCGAAACGGAGAACCUGAAACCUACCUUCACCUUUGAAUUCGUCGAGCGAGAGUCGUCGCCCGUAACUGGCGAUGGGUGGCUCGUCUACAAGCAAGUGAUUCGCUAUUUUAGGAGUCGCUUUUUGUUUCAACACGACCAGAACUACCCAAUGUGGUUAGUGUCUGCCAAGCCGAACUAUCUGGGCGAGUUGACCUUUGUGUACGUCGAGAAACCUCCAAAAUGCAGCGUCACACACAUGAUCAAGAUGACCCUGGGCAAAGCAGAGAUGGAACCGACACCGCUCCCGGCCCUGCUUUUAUCCGCGCGGAAUAGGAGCGCGAUUUGAUUACGUUGCCUCAUCACGUGUUGUUUUCACGCCGGAGCAGGACCGAAAAGUUUCAUUUUAUUCGAAUGAAUCAAUAUUUUUCAUCCGCAACUUCGGUUGUAUGAUAAUGCACAGUCACCGAUGGAUUUUUCGGUGCAUCUGGUUUUAAUAUUACCUCUGCGAAAGUGAAACCCCAGAUCUGCUUCGGGCAGAUGUCUGCCAAGCAAAAAGUGUUUUACAUAGGUAUGAGAUUGUGUGAUAGUACACUUGUCAGGAACUCUAGAGGCGCUUCCAAAAAAUUUCCGUAGCGGUCUCAGCAGGGUUUUGCGAUUUAAUACGAAGACGGAAAUUAUCCAUGAGUACGAC
Messenger RNA from Amoebophrya sp. A120, 1242 nucleotides. The record is from the annotation of a GenBank genome assembly. Lineage: Eukaryota; Dinophyceae; Syndiniales; Amoebophryaceae.